Pyrus x bretschneideri (Chinese white pear) is the source of this 372-nucleotide messenger RNA. RefSeq lists its product as uncharacterized. The coding region runs from base 1 to 372 and encodes 123 amino acids. The record is from RefSeq and is a predicted model, not a curated record. The transcript has a single exon. Lineage: Eukaryota; Viridiplantae; Streptophyta; Magnoliopsida; Rosales; Rosaceae.
AUGCCCGAGGAGGAGCGGAACAAAGUGAUGGUGAACCAUAAGAUGUUUCUGAAGCAGAUGGUCGAAAUGGAGCUGGAGAAGGUAAACAAGCUGGAGAAAGGGAACCGAGAAUUGGAAAUUUGGAUGGCAAUGAACCACUUCAUUGCUGGGAAGCCCCUGAACGACUUGCAGUUCACUGAUUUAAAGGAAAUGAGGAGGAUGAUCGAAGAAAAAUUGAAGGAAUUUGAAGCGAAUAUCAAGAGCUGGAAGGAGGAGCUGGCGAAGAUGAAUCAACUCUUAGGUGCAGAACCUACAGUAGCUGGUGAGAACAUUCAGAACGUCAUGCAGAUGGUUCCAUGGUCCAUGUGGGACGUGCCGACCAAAAGUUCUUGA